AUGUGCUGCAGUGAGAGGCUGCCGGGUCUCCCCGAGCCGGUAGUGAUGGAGGCCCCGGACCAAGCCGAAGAGCUCACGGACCCGCGGAGAGAAAUGCCACCGCCACCCCCUCCUUCAUCACCCUCUGAGCCAGCUCAGAAGCCGCCACCUCCGGGCACCUGGAGCCACUCCCUCACGGUCAAGAGCAGCCUGUGUCUGUUGGCUGCCUCCCAGUUCCUGCUUGCCUGCGGGAUGUUCUGGCUCAGCAGCUAUGGCCCCACCUGGUUGCAGAAUGCCACCCUCCUGGAACAGCUGGGACCCAGGGCCUGGCUGGGCGUUGGGACGUGGGAAGUCCCCAGUCUGCUGCUGGUCUCUCUGUCUGUGCUCCUCGUUACCAGCCUGGUGUGGCACCUCCUGAGGGCUCCCCCCGAGCCGCCCACACCACCGCCCCCCGAGGACAGGCGCCAGUCGGUAAGCCGCCAGCCCUCCUUCACCUACUCAGAGUGGAUGGAAGAUAAGGUCGAAGAUGACUUCCUGGACCUGGACCCUGUCCCCGAGACGCCCGUGUUUGACUGCACGAUGGACAUCAAGCCUGAGGCCGACCCCGCCUCACUGACCGUCAAGUCCAUGGGUCUGCAGGAGAGGAGGGGCUCCAACGUCUCCCUGACCCUGGACAUGUGCACGCCCGGCUGCAAUGAGGAGGGCUUCGGCUACCUCAUGUCCCCACGCGAGGAGUCAGCCCGGGAGUACCUGCUCAGCGCCUCCCGCGUCCUGCAGGCCGAGGAGCUCCACGAAAAGGCCCUGGACCCCUUCCUGCUGCAGGCGGAGUUCUUUGAAAUCCCCAUGAACUUUGUGGAUCCGAAAGAGUAUGACAUCCCUGGGCUGGUACGGAAGAACCGGUACAAAACCAUCCUUCCCAACCCUCACAGCAGAGUGUGUCUGACUUCACCAGAUCCUGACGACCCUCUGAGUUCCUAUAUCAACGCCAACUACAUCCGGGGCUACGGUGGGGAGGAGAAGGUGUACAUUGCCACUCAGGGACCCAUCGUCAGCACGGUUGGCGACUUCUGGCACAUGGUGUGGCAGGAGCACACACCCAUCAUUGUCAUGAUCACCAACAUCGAGGAGAUGAACGAGAAGUGCACCGAGUACUGGCCGGAGGAGCAGGUGGUCUAUGAUGGUGUGGAGAUCACCGUGCGGGAAGUCAUCCACACGGAGGAUUACCGGCUGCGACUCAUCUCCCUCAGGAGUGGGACAGAAGAGCGAGGUCUGAAGCAUUACUGGUUUACGUCCUGGCCCGACCAGAAGACCCCAGACCGGGCGCCCCCGCUCCUGCACCUGGUGCAGGAGGUGGAGGAGGCUGCCCAGCAGGAGGGGCCCCGCUGCGCCCCCAUCAUCGUCCACUGCAGCGCAGGGAUCGGGAGGACCGGCUGCUUCAUUGCCACCAGCAUCUGCUGCCAGCAGCUGCGGCAGGAGGGUGUGGUGGACAUCCUGAAGACCACGUGCCAGCUCCGUCAGGACAGGGGCGGCAUGAUCCAGACGUGCGAGCAGUACCAGUUUGUGCAUCACGUCAUGAGCCUGUAUGAGAAGCAGCUGUCCCGCCAGUCCCCAGAGUGA
Molecule: messenger RNA, 1596 nt
Organism: Pipistrellus nathusii (Nathusius's pipistrelle)
Lineage: Eukaryota; Metazoa; Chordata; Mammalia; Chiroptera; Vespertilionidae
Source: the annotation of a GenBank genome assembly